Molecule: messenger RNA, 2151 nt
Organism: Priapulus caudatus
Lineage: Eukaryota; Metazoa; Priapulida; Priapulimorpha; Priapulimorphida; Priapulidae
Product: transcription factor HES-4-like
Exons: 4
Coding region: 219-1241 (340 amino acids)
Biological process (GO): anterior/posterior pattern specification; regulation of transcription by RNA polymerase II; regulation of neurogenesis
Cellular component (GO): nucleus
Molecular function (GO): RNA polymerase II cis-regulatory region sequence-specific DNA binding; protein dimerization activity; DNA-binding transcription factor activity, RNA polymerase II-specific
Source: RefSeq, a predicted model, not a curated record
CCCCUUCUCCCGGUGUGUUGAUGUUUACGCGAGCGUAGAAGCGUGUAGCGGGCGAGCGCUGCAGUUUUGCACGGGACGCGAGCGCGAGCGAAUGCAGGUGCGUGUGCCGGCAGACGACGUGUGCAUACCGUGACGCUGCUGUUGUCAUCGUCAUCGUGGAUAGCUACGACCACCGCCAGCAUCAUCGUCGUUACACAGCUUAUCUUCGAAAGGAGAAGAUGACGGAAGAACAGAAACCGUCGCAGGUCGGACCGAUAAGGUCCAGUAGCGAACACAGAAAGAGCACAAAGCCGAUAAUGGAGAAGAGGCGGCGAGCGAGGAUAAACCAGAGCUUAGCCGAAUUGAAGACACUCAUACUAGACGCCAUGAAGAAAGAUGUAAGUGCAUGCACUCAUCACAGCUUACCGAUGCAGGCGGCUAUAGGCAUCGAAUCAAUUCAGAGUUCGCGGCAUUCCAAGCUGGAGAAGGCGGACAUCUUGGAGAUGACGGUGAAGCACUUGCAAGCUCUGCAGCGGCAGCAGAUGGCAGUCGCCGUCAACAGCGACCCGUCCGUACUCGCCAAGUACCGAGCCGGCUACAGCGAGUGUGCGCAGGAGGUGACACGCUACCUCUCCAACAUGGACGGCCUCGACGCCGGCGUCAGAACGCGCAUGGUGACCCACCUGACGGGAGGCAUGCACGUGCUCGACGCCCAGGUGCGCUACGGCGCCGUCAUGCAGGGUAGCGGCGCCGGCAUGCAGGCCCUGCAGCUGCAGGGUAUGCCGGCCGUGCCGUCGGCUGGCCUGCCGACCGUCAGCGUGCUGCCGAAGGUGCAGUACGCCGACGCGACGACGCGCAUGUACGGUGGAUUCGGUCUGCAGUUGAUCCCCAGCACGCUACCUAGCGGUGAGAUCGCCUUCAUGCUGCCGAACCAACAGCUGCCGCCAGGGGGACUGCAAGCGGGUCACGUGAUCCCGGUCAUCGCCAACGUGCCCGACGGUGGCGCCGCCGCGGCGAUGUCGACGGCGGCGUCGGCGGUGUGUCUGUCGUCGCCGCCGUCGGCGGCUGCUGGUUCCGUUAGUCCUGCGUCGACAACAAGUAGCAGCAGCAGCAGCAGCGGCGGUAGCAGCCAGAGCAGUCUGAGUCCUGGUCGACGCUCAGUGUCGCCACCUGCCGGUAAGGCGGCACCGUCUGUUAGUCCGACGGGUCUUCUGCCGCCGCAUCAGGAGCCGAAGGAGGAGGACAUGUGGCGCCCCUGGUAGCGGAUGUCGACAACUCUCGAUGUCUGCCUCAUCUCACGUGUGCCAUAGCUGUAAAUGGGUUCUGCUUUGAAAGCCUCUGCGCGCGUGAUGCGACUGUAAAAGUUCCUCAACAAAUGCUGUUGUGCGUCUGCCACAUGAAAACCAACAAGGUAAUCGUGUACAUUCAAAUUCAAGAUGCAGAGUAAAGAUUUACCCGUUUCUUUGCCGCGUAUUUCGUAAGAAUAAUACAUUCUGAAAAUAUUCAGUUGGUAUCAAUACAAGAAGUAAUGAUUUAUAGCUACUGCUCUGUGAGUGGAAUCGAGUUCAUUCGGAAAUUUCUGCAGCAUCUCUGCAGUUGUACAAAACCCAUUGUGAAUAUGAAGGUGUGGUACUAGAGCCUGUAAACAAUCUUGCUCCCCAGUCUGUUAAAUGCAACUGUAGGAUGAAGCUUUGCCAUGCCGUACAGUCACCAUACUUCUCAUUAGAGCAUUAACAAUUUUAUUGAUCGUCUUAGUUCAUUUCAUUGUAAACGCUAUACUACUAUGAACUCAGGCCUUUACCAUGCAUGAAACAAUACGUAUCUAGGUUCAUGCAGUAGUUCGGAUAUAGAGUGCCUCACAUGCUGUGAUAUACUUCAUCACACAUUCCCGAAAUCCCGAAGAGCCGAGUGAACAACGAAUCGUAAUGAAUGAGAAGAUGGAUCAAACUAUAUUAUAGCCCUAGCCCAUCGCGCAGUAAUAGUAGGGGGCUUUGCGUGGAGACGGACGUGAAUCGCGAUGUGUGUGUGGGCCUAUUAUCCCAUUUCGAACUAAUUCGUGCGGAGGACCAAGCCAGUCACGCUGCGUGCGAUUUGUAACGGUUUUGUACAAAGAUUGUAAAUAUGUUUCGCAAAUAAUAAAUUUAUCUCUAUUUGUUGUAUUACAACCCUGAA